Thermothielavioides terrestris NRRL 8126 is the source of this 1017-nucleotide messenger RNA. RefSeq lists its product as uncharacterized. The transcript has 4 exons. NCBI's taxonomy places the organism in Eukaryota, Fungi, Ascomycota, Sordariomycetes, Sordariales, Chaetomiaceae. The coding region runs from base 1 to 1017 and encodes 338 amino acids. The record is from RefSeq and is a predicted model, not a curated record.
AUGCCGUCUGUUUUGCGGCCUCUCUUGCUGGCCCUGGGAGCUGUUCAUCUCACCUCUGGCCAGCUGCAGACCCUAAGCAUCUUGACGCUCGGGCAAACAAAGGCCACAUCAACGCCGGCCGCAACAUCCACCGCGAGGGCCCCUGCCUUUCCGCCACCAACAUCCUCGACACCGUCGUCGGCAUCCAUGGCCACGACCACGGAUGACCCCCUGAUCUUGACCACAAUCUUCACGCAGCCCACCGACUGUGCCACCGGCAUCACGGAGAUCGCGGCAUGGUCGACAGAGCUGUGGCAGAACAUCGUCAAUCCAGUGCCGAGCUUGACUUUCUCUUCCUGCUAUCCAAGCCAGUUCUACUACAGUGCCGUGGCCACCUCGGUCUUGCCUCCGUUCAAGAAACUGGUCUGUCCCUUGAACUGGGAGAGCUAUCAAGUCAACUCGACAUACCUCAUCUGCUGCCCCAGUGGAUAUGGUCUCUACGCGCCUAACUACCACAGCACGAAACGCCCCGGGCUGGACGCGGUCUGCACCUCGAGUGUCUGGCCCGGUGAGCUCAUGGAUAUUACGAGCUACGAUGCGACGGCUCUUGCGACAACCAUCGCAACCAACGCCGGCGACAACGGCGCGCUAGUGUUCGCCACGGCAUUUGAUGGGACGCUGGCCUCCUAUAUUGCCACCUCGGCUCUCAGCUCGGCUUCGGCCACGUCGACACCCAUACAGACGCCAUCAACGUCCUCGCCGAGCGCGCGGCGCUCAUCUCCCACCUCCUCCUCGUCAAGCUCGACCACCACCUCUACUUGUGUUUUACGUGCUUCACUUCCCGUCCUCAUUCUCAUGGCCUUUCUGUUAGGUGGGUGGUUUGAGAAUUGGUUCUGGGUCCUAGCUGUGCGCAGGCAAGGAUGUCAGCCGGUCCAUAACGGCCACUAUCAAUGGAUGGCCGACUCUUGGGCGGUCACCAUCGGACUCUGGCACCACUCUCGAACGUCAUGGGCGAAGCCUCCCUCCACCGGCAGCUAG